UCGUCCGGUUCUCUCGAGAUCACUCGAUACCUCAUCGAUAACAAGGCAGAUAUUGAUUUGCCGGAUAAUAGCGGAUGGACACCUCUACAUAUCGCAGCUAGUGCCGGCAAUGAAGAUGUCGUCUUGGAAUUAGUAGGUGCAGGUGCGGACAUCAACAGGAAAAAUGACAAAGGGCUUACUCCGCUGUGA
This is a messenger RNA of Guyanagaster necrorhizus, 189 nucleotides long. Its product is annotated as ankyrin. Gene Ontology annotation, biological process: protein K6-linked ubiquitination. Gene Ontology annotation, molecular function: protein binding; ubiquitin-protein transferase activity. The transcript is spliced from 3 exons. The annotation marks the transcript as partial. The record is from RefSeq and is a predicted model, not a curated record. NCBI's taxonomy places the organism in Eukaryota, Fungi, Basidiomycota, Agaricomycetes, Agaricales, Physalacriaceae. Gene Ontology annotation, cellular component: BRCA1-BARD1 complex; BRCA1-A complex.